Molecule: messenger RNA, 1721 nt
Organism: Notolabrus celidotus (New Zealand spotty)
Lineage: Eukaryota; Metazoa; Chordata; Actinopteri; Labriformes; Labridae
Product: transmembrane protein 60-like
Exons: 3
Coding region: 226-627 (133 amino acids)
Source: RefSeq, a predicted model, not a curated record
UUGAGCACGGGCGGGGCCGACAGAGAUAACGGAGCAGGAAUCCCUCCGUCUGUUUUUGCUUUCAUUAUGGGGGCACGUCUUUUCAUAGUUAUGUGAAAUGCAUUAAACAUGUUAUGAAUUCUAGAGUGUGCCAUGUAAAGAGAUGAACAUGCUCGCCAAGGAUCUAGAAACACACUGAGCAUCUGUUUUUCUGUUUCCUCCUCUGGUCGGUCUCCCAUCACAGGGAUGUCUCUAGCUCAAAGGGUUUUGUUGACCUGGGUUUUCACCCUGGUCUUCCUCAUCAUGCUGGUACUUAAACUGGAUGGGAAGGUGCAGUGGAACUGGUUCCUCAUUUUCCUCCCAGUCUGGGUCUUUGACGGAAUCCUCAUCCUCAUGCUAGCUAUAAAGAUGGCAGGCCGUUGCAAGCCUGGUUAUGACCCGCGCAAUGGCUCCCCAGACCUGCGUCUGCGUGCCUGGUACCUGACAGCCAUGCUGCUAAAACUGGGCUUUUGCCUGACGCUGUGCGCCAAGUUGGAGAAGCUGGCGGAUGUAAAGCUGACGUUUGUGUGCAUACCUCUGUGGACCAUGCUGCUGGGGGCGCUAGUGGAGCUGGGGCUAAACAUCUUUCCUGAAAGGCGAGAAGCUUAAGAAGGACUGAACCUCAAAAUCAACAAUUAUCACACAAAAACUGUCAAGGAUAGAUAUGUCUCACUAUGACUUGACUUUGUUUUGGUCAUGAAAGGACUGUGAAGGAAUUAAAUAAUCAUCAGACAGGUGUAUAAUUAAAAUGACCAUACUGUGUUCAGACCAUCAAUAUUGCUUAAAGAGGUGGCUCUAUCUUCUUUCAUGAAAAAAAUGCCAACUGCAAAAACGAGAUUGAAGACUACUAUGAAUUCUACACUGGAAGAAACAUUGUUUGCUUGUUUGCUUAUCUUUUAGAGUCAAGACGCUCAGUAUUGUUUUCUAGUGUUUAUUUACCCUGUAUAUAAGCAGGCAAAGAAGGAACUGGUAAAUGAAGACUUCCUAUAUUUAAGUUUCAGAACUAUUACUUCCACUUUGGUACUAAAUCUUGAAGUGUGAAUUCUCUUUAGAUAUUGUGCAGCUGUACUUCCACACAUACAUGUUUCCUUUGCAUUCCUGAUUUGUAAGUGAAGCUAGCUAAAUGUUUCUUAAGUUGUAAAUUAAUUAUAUAUGUGGACAAGAUGGGGGUUUGUCUGCAGGCACAUGAAGAGAAAAGUCACAUUUUAGAUCAUUUAUGAAGUCUGCCCUUACAUGAAAGUGACUUUGAACAACUUGUGAUGCUUGUUAUUUCCACACAGACGGCCCCCUUUGCUCCUUAAAAACUCUCUUUUGUACCAGCAGAUCAUCACGUGCCCUGUGUUUGCUGUUUUUAGGUACAACGGUCUAAUAGUGCUUGAAGAAACAAUUGACAUGUGCAACUAUACCAUAGUUGGUAAAGAAAGUGAUUAACAGUCAGAUACAUGUAGGAGAACUGAAUAAAGGGUAGUUAUUACUGUGUAAAUUGAUCCCAUUUGAAUAUGUUUUGCCUGCAGCCGUAAUGUUUAUAUGUUAUGUUCACGGUACAGCUGACACUGCAACAUUUGUUUUGUGCCAUUCAAUUGUAAGUAUUUUUUUCUGCAUUAUUUUGCACAAUGUUGAAAUGACAAGGAGCGGAUGCUCAAUUUGGAAACUAUUGAUCAUUAAUGCUUGUCUUGUAAGAAAUAAACAGUUUCUGUACAUUG